AUGGGCCCACGGGCCCUCGUCCUCGUACUGCUUGUCGGCUGGUGCGGCCGACAGCUGGCAGCAGCUACGCCUGUCUACGCCGACCAGCAAGGCGCCGCGCCCCCGAGCCAUCCAGAUUCCCAACAGCCCGCUCUGGAUCACCAGGACGCGCAUUCCUCCGGAGCGGUCAAGCAAGAGAGCACAGCCAUACCUCACGUUCCCACGCAAAGUGCGACGCCUUCGACCGCACUCCACGUCCAGUCACACGCGGUCAACGGAGUUCCCCACCGAUCAGUGACGACCUUGAGACCCCCGACGCCAACUCCGCCGGCUGCCGGCGUUCCUCAAGCAGCCAAGACAGUAGCCUCGCAGAAAUCCCAAUCAGCCGGUGAGAGUGCGGCGCCAGAGGGACGCCGACGUCGUCCAGGUGGUUACAACAGGCCUUACUACCCGCAACGGCCGUACCGCCCUUACAACAGGCCUGGAUACCAGAGACCCGGAUAUCAGAGGCCUGGAUACCAGAGACCUGGCUAUCCUUCACGGUACCCGUACCGGCCGUACCUGCGCGAAUACCUCGUCGACCCGGAGUUCGAGCCGUACGACGACCCUGCCUACCGGGGAUCUUCGAGCCUGGGCUACGUGCUGGACGCGUUCGUGCGCGUCAUCACCCGAAUAGCUUCCGUGGGCAAGACCAGCAAGCCCUCAAAAAAAGGUAGUCCGGCUACCAACGGCACAACAAGCACGGGACCGGGCACCGAUGUCACUUCCACAGGACCACCAUCGGUCGACAACGGCGACGACAGCAGCCUGACCUCGACGCCCCCGCAGUCGCCGCCAGGUGAGAGCAUCUUCUACAGCAUCGAUGAUGUGACCGGACCAUUCAAGUUCCUGGUAGCUCUCGCCGAGGUACCCACUGGAAUGCACGUGCCGGUUGAUCCACCCGUCGACAAGAAGCCGUGGGGAGCCAAGCAGCCAGCAUUGAAACCGGGCAGUGGUUACGUGGGCGUCAUCGAAGACGAGGAAGGAGAAGACAUGAGCACCCCGUCGCCGACGCCGGCGGAGGUCGGCGAAGAAGAGUUGCCUCCCGAGGAGCAGGGAAACGACGAACCGGCCACUCCAGAAACUCACCCACCGGUCUACUUUUAACCGGACGGCACCGGCCGAGAGUAGAGGUCGAAUCCAGGAGCAGAGAAAUAUCGCGUCAUCGGCGAGAAAAAGACGAACUGCGAAGUUUCUGCAACGAGCAAUAAAAAUGGCCAUCCUGU
Rhipicephalus sanguineus (brown dog tick) is the source of this 1244-nucleotide messenger RNA. RefSeq lists its product as uncharacterized. The transcript has 4 exons. Lineage: Eukaryota; Metazoa; Arthropoda; Arachnida; Ixodida; Ixodidae. Bases 1 to 1125 code for a protein of 374 amino acids. The record is from RefSeq and is a predicted model, not a curated record.